Messenger RNA from Priapulus caudatus, 2805 nucleotides. Its product is annotated as centromere/kinetochore protein zw10 homolog. Lineage: Eukaryota; Metazoa; Priapulida; Priapulimorpha; Priapulimorphida; Priapulidae. Gene Ontology annotation, cellular component: chromosome, centromeric region; nucleus; RZZ complex. The record is from RefSeq and is a predicted model, not a curated record. Bases 121 to 2382 code for a protein of 753 amino acids. Gene Ontology annotation, biological process: mitotic cell cycle; mitotic spindle assembly checkpoint signaling; endoplasmic reticulum to Golgi vesicle-mediated transport. The transcript has 13 exons.
CUGACGACGUGGAUUUAUAAGUUGGCGCUCGGAAAGUCAUGUUGGCAAAAGUUUUUGGAACCGUCCAUGCAACCAUUAUUUGUGAUUAGACCAUUGCUUAUCUUCAUACUCUAGCCGGAAAUGGCAGCACCUUCAUUCGUAACCGAGGUCCUUGCAACAGCAGGAAAGCUUGAGAAAGAAGAUCUUAACUCUCAGCUACAGAGUCUGUCUGAACAUAUUGACCAGGUAAAAGCUGAAGUAUAUGACAACCUGCAUAAGCGGUAUGGAGAGUUUCUUCCCUGUCUGAAUGCAACCCUUGACCUCGCGGUUCAAGUAAACACCGUCAAUACUAAUAUGAAGUCGUUGUCAAGCAAGAUCCAGAAUGAGGUACAGAGGGAGCUUCGCAGCUCGUCGGCUGAGUUCCAGGAUCUGCUGCAGCAGCUACACGAAGCCGAUGCGACAAUCGCUGUGCUCAGUCGCGUCGUCGCCAUCCACGAGCUGCUACAGUCGUGCAGCGCCGCCAAGCAGCACGGAGACUUCCUCAAGGUCGCCAAGCAGUCAAACGUGAUUGCUCAUCUACUGCAAGAGAAGGCAGUGAAGGGAGUUGGAGAGGUGAAGGUGAUGAAGGCACUGCAGAUAGAGUUUAGACUGCAGCGUGAAGCCCUCAUCUAUGAUACCAGUGAGAUGUGGAACCAGGUGCUGGUGUGGAGCCUUCCUGAGGAGAAGAGCGGCCGGCGAGACUGCUGCACGACGCUGACCGUCAGCUCGCUGGAGCACACGACGCUGGCGACGCUCGUGCAGGCGAUGGAGUACCUGCGUCACCUGGACGCGCGCGUGCAGGUGUUCAGCCGCCGCCUGCUGCAGCACGUUCUUCUCCCGCUCACCUCGCGCGUCUGCGUCGUCAAGUGCAAACAGAUGGCCGACGGCAACUCCCUCAAGGUGGAGCCGGCGGACGCGGCGGAGCCGGCGAGCCCGAAGGCGGUCUUCGACGGUGUGCUGCGCGUGUUCAAGUUCCUGCACGCGAAUCUGACGCACGUGCGCACGAGUGACGGCGAGGGGGCGCCACUGCUGAUGACGAAGCUGCGCGCGUGCGUGCUCACCGACUUGUGCGAGGCGAUCAUCCGCGACUGCCUCGCGCGCUCGAUCCCGACACAGGCGCGCGACCUUGAACAGUUCGCGGAGGUCAUUGCCGAGACAGAGGCGUUCCAGGCGAGCCUCGUCGAGGUCGGCUUCAUGGCGGACACGGACACGGCCAUCUUGGAGUACGCGCGCAACGUCAACGUGCUGUUUGCGAACAAGAAGUGUGAAGAGAUACUGGAGGCUGCGCGGCGACUCAUGCUGGCCGACGUCCACAACACGGUGAAGGUGUCAAAUGAACCAACGAGUGAAGGAGCUGUUAAGGAAGAGAAAGGCAAGCAGGUCCCGGGACUAGAUUCUUCCAUGUUGGAGGGAGAAGUGCAGCUGAGUGCCUCAACGUUUAGGUUGCCAGCAUGUUGUAUUAGCAAAAGCGUUUGUGAGCUGAUGACGAUGGCGAACGACGUGUUACGCGAGGCGACACGCAGCUCCCCGCAGUGUGCUAUACAACUCUUCUAUUCAGUCAGAAAUAUGUUCGAGAUGUACGCCAGUGUCGUGCCUAUUCAUCACAGAGACAACCUGGUAGAAGUCCCACAGUUCGCAGCCAUACAUCACAAUAACUGUAUGUAUGUGGCACACCAUCUACUCACACUUGGCCAUCAGUACCAGGACAGCCUUCCACCACCUCUUAACCAGGGAGCUGCAACCUUCAUAGAUCUUGUACCACAGAUUCGUAAUAUGGGCACAGACUGUUUUACUGUGCAGAUGCAUCGACAGAUGUCACUACUGUUAGAGUGUUUGGCGGUUGCGAACGGUUUCCAGGCAGUGACAGAGGAGAAUACGACAUCCAGCAAGGCGAUGAAAGCGGUUAAGCAGUGCAUGUAUCAGCUGCACCGGCUGAAUCGGGUGUGGAGAGACGUGCUGCCAGCCAAUAUUAUGUACAAAGCUAUAGGUACGCUGCUAAAUUCGGUCGUGACGGAAGUGAUCAGCAAGAUAUUAGCCCUCGUGGACAUCUCUGCAGAUGAAGCUACAGAGUUGCACUACGUGCUGGACGUCAUAAUCCAGGGGUCAUCAGCGUGCUUUGAGGCUGGAACAGAACUGGAGGUAAAUGCUGUUUCACCAGCCACCAACCACUGUGUUACAAACUGGAUGAAGUUUCAGGAACUUGCUUUCAUACUAAAUUCGAGUAUGUACGACAUCAAGGAGAGGUGGGCAGCAGGAAAAGGCCCCCUAGGGGCAGUGUUCACGCCCAAUGAAUUGAAAUCGCUGAUUAGAGCACUAUUUCAAAACACGGACAAACGAGCAGCUGUCUUAGCAAAAAUCGAAUAGCAAGUGGGUUUAUUUGACGGAUUUUAUAACUGUGAAGCAUGUCAAAGGUAUAUAGAAUAUUGAAAUGUUUUAUUAGCAUGCCUACAACGAAAUCAGUGCCUUGACACAGAAUUGUGUUCAGAGGCGUGUACAGGGGUGGGGGUCCAGGGGGUGGGGGUCCAGGGGGUCCGGACCCCGCUGCUCGUGCAGAAAACGCACCUAAGGGGAUCUAAUUUUUAAAAAAUUCUCCCAGACCCCCCCUUCGCGUGCUCGCAAGUUUGGGUUACGGUUAGACCCCCUCCCCCCCUGGUGCAAAUCCUGUACAUGCCCCUGGUGUUAUUUCAUGUCACUAAGACACAGCUGCCAUAUUUAUGGUAUGUUACAUGCAAAACACUUCUUAUCUUAUUCAUGUUAGCAUAUGAACAUAAAAUGAUUGAAACACGC